AUUUUAGGUGUUUUGUUUAAAUUUUCUUUGAAGCGGCCAAGAAAUAGUUUUGCUAAAACACGAACCAGGUAGAUUUAGGGUACCAAAGGUUCUCCCGAUGAUAAAUUCGUAAUACACUGUGGUCUCUCGCCAACUUCAAAUGUAAGGCUAUCAUGAUGCGUCAACUGAAGAUUAUCUGUGCCAUUACAAUUUUUAUUUUUGCUCAAGAAACGUUCACAAAGUCCCUAAGGAAGAAGCACAACAAAAAGGAGUCCAUUCCGAAACAAAGAUCACAUUACUUGUUACUUAUGGGAAGCCCCGUAGAGGAUGUUCAACACCACAAGGGACUAGGGAUGAUCCUUUCCUCUAAGCAAGGCGAGCCAGAAAAGCAUAAGGACGAUCCAAAUAAGGAAGACCUUCAUCAUUAUAACAAACAAAAAGCAGGCCUUGCAGCAACUCUGCAAUCGUCUUUGAAGGGAUCCCCUUCUGAUCGUGGAUAUAGCUACACCGAGGCACUGUUCACAGGAGCUCCUCUGUUAAACGGAGUCCCAUUUACCGAAUCGGGUAAGACCCAAACAUCUCAAAGAGGGAGCAGCACUGAACAUACAGGGAAAGUAAACAACAAGCCUGUCAAUAGCUAUGAGAGUCAAGCUUCUGCAAAGCUAAAUGUCGAUCAGAACGGCAAUAGCGAAGGAGAAGGAAAUGACCACGUGUUAAAAGAAUAUCACGCAGGACACGGCGUCUGGGGAUUUGCUGCUCAUGAUAUAGCAAAGGAGAGCCAUCUAUCUAGCGAUAGGGGAAAGGGUGUUUAUGCAAAUGAGAAGGGCGAACAACAUCAAUUUCUGAAACCACGACCCUCUUUUGAUGUGUUACCAUCUAAAAUAGAUAAUAAAGUCCCAGAACCCACAAAACACACAAAAAUUGAUCAAACGGUAGACACCUCUUCACAAAUCGUAAAACUUGAGGGAAGUCCUUCCUCUGUCGACCGAUCGUCUUCUAAUCCAACGAAGAGUUACCAAUAUGAACGCGAACGACCUGGCAAAACGGGAGUGAAUGAUCACCCCGUGGAGCGAGUGCACCAAAUCUUAGUGACAGGGGAGACCCAGGAGAAUUUUCCGGCCGAUGCUUUGAAAAGCAAUCCAUCUGUUGAGGAGAUAACAGUGAACAACAAAAUACCUGAUAAAACCUAUAUCAAAGCGUAUGAUGAAGAAUCACACCUGUUAGGGUCUAGUGUUUUGCACAACGGACGGCAAGGAAACCACGAUGUAGAAGGACACCGCGGAUAUAACCCAAACGCAAUUACUGGAUCUUCUGAGUACUGGAGGACGCAUGACAAACAAACAGAAUAUUCUUCGCAAAACACUCUUACGGAACCAUCGCUGAGUGGUGUGGAGCGUCUCGAAAAGGAGACAGGUGCAGUUCCUUUAGAGGAAUCAAGAAAUGCUUUGUCAAACAGUUUCAAGAUUAACGAAGGAAUUUCUCAAGCUGAAAAUACACCCCCACAACAACACCCAAGAUAUCAUCAGCACAGUCACAAUUAUGGCCAGCACAUUGCGUCUCACUUAAAAGAUGGAAGUGAAUCUGAUAAUAAAGAAUAUCACAAUGCUUAUAAGGUCAGAAAAACACCUUACUUAAAAUCAAAUGAUUCCUUCACAAUGCAUAUAGAGGGUUCAACAUCAAGCCAAGGAUCUCCUGGAUUUGGAACCUUGGUUAAUCAACUCCGGCCGCAUAAGAUAAUCGAAAGCGCAUUUGACGAAGAACUCACUCACAGGAUAGUUAUGGGGCCAUCAGACGAGCAAACUGGCCAAUCGCUUCUUAGGAAACCAUCACCUGAAAAACAAACCAAUGACAUACCAUUGCAGUCUGGUGAGCAUGCUAUAUUUUCCAAUGGAGACUCAGAGGAAGGCGAAACAACACCUUCCCUGCCAUAUCGUGAAGGACACAAUCCAGCUUCUCAAAGUCAAGAAAACGAGAAAUUACCAGAAGCCGAAAAUCAACAGUCACCAACCUCCUCUGAGACUGUUACAGAUAAAUCACUUAACAAUAUCCAAAAUGAAGAGGAAUCACUACACGCCACACCAAAUCGCCCGUUCUCAGGGAUUGCAGUCGAUCAAAGACCAAAACAAGAUGAACCAUUUACCAACGAUGCAAGCUCACAAAAGGAGAAGGAGAGCACAGAAGAAUCAAAGACUACUGCUAAACAGGAACCUGAUGCUAACUAUGGAUCUAGUAAAAUUUUGUACAGAGAAGGAGAGCAACCAUUAGUUCAAAAUGAAGACACAGAGACAAUGCCACCAAUUUCAAAGGGAGAGGAAAAUCAUGCGGCAAUUAGUAAUCUCGAGCAUGAGAUGCUAUCAAAAGAUCAAGGCCAGCCGUCCGCUGAGACAUUGCCAACUGACAUUAAUGAGGCCGAAGCAACAAACCAAAAGGAAACAUCGCAUCACCAACUUUCAGGGAAAGCUGUGGACACGACCACUAAUUAUGAAAAUACAGGCACUAAUAGCGAAGAAACACAGCAAAAACCCGAUGAACAUACGGACACUUUACAAAGUGGUAGUGUUACACGUGAUCCUGGUUCAAAUAACAAACCUAACGACCACUCGUAUAGGUCGCAACAAAGAAUAUCAAACGAACAGGAAUACUACAAAGAAAUUCAUGGGCCUCCCCAACAUGGUGGGGGUGUUCACCUGAAAAACUUUGGUCAUAUAGACUCAAGAGACCAGUCAGUCGAAGCAUCUUCACCCACAGAUGAAAAAAGUGAUAAUUUAUCCCGUUAUAGCCACCAUGAGAACGUUGGGCAUCAAGAUAGAUACACUGAAGAAUCUUCAGCAAAUCCAGUCCCUGAUAAAGAAUCCAUUCAAGGAACGCAGCGAUUGGAGUCCCCGCCAAGCGGUAACGAACGAGAACCUGGAGUGAAUUCUGAAAUAAGUGACAACUCAAAUUUUUCAGAAAGCGUGCCUAACCGAGUUGAAACAAAUGAAGACAACUCUCUUUCACCCACAAACAUCGAAACACAAAAGCAAGAAACUUUUGGCAACAGUAAUGCUGACUUUGCAAAUGGACAAGCGCAGCAACCAGAAGAAUCAAUAUCACCAGCUAGAGUAGAACUUUCAAAGGGCAGCUACACAGAAACCCUAACAGACCAACAGACAUCACAUCAGCCAGAACAUGAAGAAUCUUUCUCCCAAGGUUUCUCCGAACAGGAAGGAGAAAAAAGCACAAACCCUGUGGUUAUAGGCUCUGAAAACGAGACUGUAGGUACUAAUGGAGAAACUGACAGCUCCAUAAACUCAUUAGAUCAAAAUGCACUACAUGAUAAGCAAUUUCAAAUAAAAGUUGGGAACCCAGAGGAGGGUGGUGAGAUUCCUAAGGCAGACCAAUCUAAAGAAGUUGACGAGGGAAAAGUGCUGAUGCCGUUUUAUGGAGCUAAAACCCACAAUCAGAGGACCUCUCAUGAGAUCCGAAACAACAAGUCGAAGGGAAGUGAACAGGAAAAUGGGAAUCAGAGGAUAGUGUACUUCUUGAAAAUGGCAAAAGGUAUUCCACUUUUAAACAGUAGAAAAGUAGCCCACUAUCCGGAAAUAAAUAGUGCUGGAAAUAAUGGACAGGCAGAACAUUCUUCGAGCAAAGUAAUGAAGGAAGACCAUAGAAUAGAGAGUACUCCAGAAACGGACGUUGAUGUGAAUGGAGGAAGAAGAUAUCCUUGGAGAUGGCAAAGAAAGCCAAGCCGUCGCCCAAGUUCUCAAACAUCUUGGGGACAGAGACCUUGGCCAGGUUCUAGGCAACGUCCCCAACCUGAAUCGUACCCUAGCCCCAGCCCCAGCCCCAGCCCCAGCCCACCGAGUGGAGGUGGCGGCGCCCUUGGUGGCAGCAGUGUUGAUUCUAACGAGCCACAGCCUGAUUCAGAGUUUGAGCAAGAAGCGUUGAAUACGCAUAAUAAAUAUCGAAAGGUACAUGGAGUCGAAGAGAUGACCUUGGAUCGAGAUCUCAGUAACCAAGCUAAGGCGUAUGCCCAAAAAAUUGCAAACAUGGGUCAGCUGCUGCACUCAUCUUCUGGAGAAAGAGGAAAUGUGGGGGAGAACUUGGCCUACGCCUGUGCGUCAAACGGUACCCCGCUGACUGGAGAAUCUGCGACUAAAAUGUGGUACGAUGAAGUAUGCAAACCUGGCUACAACUUUGUUUCGGGAGGAUUCAGCUCUGGAACAGGUCACUUCACUCAGGUGGUAUGGAAGGACAGCGUUAAGCUUGGAAUCGGACAAGGAAAGGCCACUCAGAAUGGAAUGCAAUGCAUCUACGUGGUUGGUCGUUAUGACAUCGCGGGUAACAUGAUGGGAGAAUUUCAGGAUCAAGUGAUGAGAGGAAACUUUAACGAAGGAUAUUGUAAUAAUGUAUAAAAGUGGCCUCUAAGAGGUUUGAACAAGCAGGAGAUUGGAAAAAGAACUGAUUACACCGUGGAGGUUUAAAUGGAAUUCUUCUGCAGAUUUUUUCCUUUCCUGCCCUAAGUAUAAAACACUGACCAAAAACUUGAAUGAGAAGUAUCGUGGUAGGCAUGGCGGUAGCUUGAAAGCGCUUUUCGAAAUUUCGUUACUCAUGAUCCCCGCCAUGUGCUUCAUAAGCAUAAAGCAUGAAAUUUAGAUUUCUUUUCCUCUGAAUAACAGAUACGUGUUUCUCUGUUUGUUUUUAUGCGUACUUUAAAGCACCGGCAAUGAAACAUUCAUUUAGUUCUGAAUAUUCUACGAGUGUGUUAAGAGUCCUCUAAACGAGAAAAAGCUUAAAAAUAAGAAAUAGA
Pocillopora verrucosa is the source of this 4768-nucleotide messenger RNA. RefSeq lists its product as uncharacterized. Gene Ontology annotation, cellular component: extracellular region. NCBI's taxonomy places the organism in Eukaryota, Metazoa, Cnidaria, Anthozoa, Scleractinia, Pocilloporidae. The record is from RefSeq and is a predicted model, not a curated record.